AAUUCACAACGCUAUAAUCUCUCUCUCUCAGAAAUUAAUGGCUGCUUCCGGCCUUAUCCUUCUCACCCCUCUGCUGCAAGAGGCACUUUCCAGAGCAACUUCAUUUGCUGCUAGACAGGCCAGCCUCGCACCUGGUUUGCAGGAGGAGUUUGCGAAUCUUGCUCGGUUGCUAACUACAAUUCAAGCUGUUGCCGAAGGCGCUGAAGAGAUGCAAGAAAGUGAUCCGGCCAUAAGGCUUUGGCUGCAGAAGCUCAACGACGCUGUUUAUGAUGCGGUGGAUACACUGGAUGACUGUGACUAUCAUUAUCUUCAGCCAAAAGUCGAGUCUUGGAACCAGAAGUUGAAACAGGUUGGCACCUUCAUUUCUCCCUUCAAUCUUGAUGCCUUUGGUCUGGAGAUGGCUAAAAAAUUCAUGAUUAUUAAUGCAUCUUUGUCUGAAAUUAGAAAGGAAGUAGAAGUUAUUGAACUGAUUAUCCAAUUUAGAAAGCUAGAUCUUGCAAGUGCUAGGCCAUAUUAUGAGAGAGUCCACCUUCUUGAUAGUUCAAAAGUUGUUGGAAGACAAGGUGAUGUCUCAGAACUUAUCAACUUGUUGAAUGACCAAAGGAGUCAACAUCCGAUCUCUGGCAUUUCCAUAGUUGGCAUGCCAGGUGUUGGAAAGACAACAGUAGCAAGAUUAAUUUAUAUGAAGGCGGAGGAAGAAAAGCUCUAUGAUCUAGUGGCUUGGGUGUGUGCAUCUGAGGGUUUUAAUCAGCAAAGAAUUUUGGGUGACAUGUUAGAAUUCUUCAACAUUAGGAGUGUCCGUCCCGAUACAAUUGAGGUGCUGCUUCAAAAUCUAGGCAAAGAAUUAGAAAAAAAAACUUUUCUUCUCAUUCUUGAUGAUGUGUGGGAGAAAGAUCCUAACAAAUGGCAUGAUUUUACCUCUCUUUUGUCAAAAGUUGUGAAAACAUAUGGGAACUCUAUUGUUCUAACAACUCGUAGUAAAGGUGUAGCAUCUAUGGUAGAAGUGGAACUUCCUAUGUAUAGGAGGUAUGAUAUGCAGGGGCUAUCAGAUGAUGAAUGUUGGAUGAUAAUUAAGGAGGUGGUUCUUAAUUCAUCUGCCAAAACUUCCAUACCUUCAGACACUAUUGGGCACUGUUUUGCAAAACAAUGUGGUGGGUUGCCAUUGGUUGCAACUGCCCUAGGAAGAACAUUGAGCAGUCAAACUGAGGCAGAUAAGUGGUUGGCCAUCAGAGCAAAUAAAGAAUGGAAUUUGGAAUAUAGAAAUAACGUUUUGUUUGUAGUAAAAAUGAGCUUGGAUCGCAUGCCUUCUGCUUUGAAAAAAUGCUUUUCUUAUUGUUCAAUUCUUCCAAAAGGUUUUGAAAUUAGAAAAGAUGAUUUAAUUCAGCUGUGGAUGGCCGGAGGAUUUCUUCAACAAUCUAAUGAAAGCUCUAUAACAAUGGAGGAAAUUGGAAACAAGUACUUUGAUGAGUUGUUAUCCAAUUUCUUAUUCGAAGAUGUGGAAAGGGAUGCAUAUGAGAACAUUCAUGUUUGCACAAUGCAUGAUGUGUUGCAUGAUCUUGCUCUGUUUGUUUCAAAAGGUGAAACUUUGAUUUGGGAGAUUGGUUCCAUUAUAAAUUCUAAUAUUCGAAAUUUGAGAAUCAAGUAUGAUAGAGAAGUGCUUUCAACCUUUCCUAGAGGUGUUUCUCAAAGGUUGCAUUGUUUGUUCUUGGAGGGUGAUGUUUCCUUUAGCAUGGAGUCAGAUCUUAAAAACUUGCGAUCUUUAAAAUUAGUGGGAGCUCAAACUGAAGUAUUGCCAGUUUCUCUUGAUGAAUCAAAACAUUUGAGAUACCUUGAAAUCGCAAAAAGUAAUAUUAAAGCAUUACCAAAAUCUUUCUCCAAGCUCUACAUGUUGCAGACUUUAAAAGUUGAGCAGUGCUCAUAUCUUCAAAAGCUUCCUGAUGAUACAAGCAAACUUGUUAGCUUGAGGCAUCUUUAUUUCUAUGAUAAGACGCUCAUGCCGAAGGGGAUUGGACAAUUAACUUCACUUCAAACCCUAUCCCAAUUCUGUGUGGGAAGAGAAGAAGGAUUUAGGAUUGAAGAACUUGGAGAGUUAAGCCGACUUAGAGGGAGACUGCAGAUUCAGAACCUUGAUAAUGUAACAUCCAAAUCAGAAGCCACUAAAGCAAGAUUGAAUGAAAAGACAGAAUUAUACAAGUUGCUAUUUAAAUGGGACCCCAUCAACAACAUUGACAAACAUGAGGAAGUUCUAGAGGGUCUUCAACCUCACUCAAAUUUGAAAAGUUUGUGCAUUAAUUAUUAUAUGGGUGAGAAAUUCCCGUCGUGGAUGGUCAAUUAUACUGCUUCAUCUCUGCUGGACAACCUAGAGGAGUUGACAUUAUUGAAUUGCGACAAAUGCACAUGUUUACCCCCUCUCGGACUAUUGCCUAAUCUUCAGUUUCUUCACAUUAGCUGGAUGGAUAAGGUAGAAAGCAUGGGUUGUCUCAAUAGAAGCAAAAGUCUGAGUACAGGGGAAAAUUCAAUCACACUGUUCCCAUCUUUGAGAAGAUUUUUCUUGAGUUUUAUGGAAAGCUUAGUGGAAUUGGUUGAAGUUGAUGAGAAUGCAGCAGCAGGAGGCAAAGGUGAGGUGCUGUUCCCUUGCGUCAAGGAGUUGCAGAUUCUUCAUUGUUCAAAUCUGACUGAUAUCUCAUAUCUAAAUGGGCUCACAUUUCUUGAAAUACUUUGCCUCGAUGGAUGCAAUGAAUUAACUUGCCUACCAACUGGGCUUGGAUCCUGCAUCUCUCUUCAGGAGUUGAAAAUUAUUAGUUGCCCUAAUUUAAUUUCCAUUCCUGAAGAUAUCGGGAAAUUGUGUUCUCUCAGUAUUCUUAUAAUAAAAAAUUGCCAAAAUCUAAGGAAUUUUCCAGAGAAGUGCCUAGGUAGGCUCACCAGCUUGAAAGAGUUAAGAAUAGGUGGUCUUGAUGAGACAUUGGAGGAAUUCCCAGGACUCACUUCCAUUCACAACCUUCAUGCUUCCCUUGAAAUAUUGGAAUUGCAGGAAUGGGCUGGUCUAAAGUCUCUACCAUUUCAGCUUCAGCAUCUCACUGGCCUCAAGCAAUUAAUUUUACAGGACUUCAUAGUAUUGGAAGGUUUGCCGAGCUGGCUGGGUGACAUCUCUUCUCUUACAUUUUUAAGCAUUGAUAGCUGCCCUAAAUUCAGGCACAUUCCAGAGGAGUGGCUAGGUAGGCUCACCAACUUGAAAAGGUUAAGAAUAGGUCCUCUUGAUGAGAGUUUGGAGGAAUUCCCAGGAUUCAACUCCAUUCAUCAACUCCAUGGCUCCCUUGGAGAAUUAGAAUUGGGUGGAUGGGAUAAACUAAAGUCUGUGCCACAUCAGGUUCAACAUCUCACUGCCCUUAAGACAUUGGAGCUGGGGAACUUCGAUGGCCUGGAAGGUUUGCCAGAGUGGUUGGGAGACCUCUCUUCUCUUCACAGCCUGGAUAUUUGGGGUUGCUCUAAUUUGACUCAUUUGCCUUCUAUUGAAGCCAUGCGACACCUCUCCAACUUACAAUAUCUUUGGAUUUGUGGUUGUCCCAAAUUGGAGGAAAACUGCACCAAAAAAAAGGGCCCCGAAUGGUCCAAGAUCUCCCACAUUCCCAAUAUCAGAAUCUGUGGCAAGGACGUGCAGGGGAAAUUCAAAUGGGGUUAGAGAUUAUGGUGUUUUGCACUGGCUACUCUGCUGACUGUUAAUGAUCAAAUCUGGUGUCUGGACUCCUUACGACUUUGUGAACUGCAACAUUUUGGGAACAAGCUUUUCCCAUUGACGAGCACGGUAGCUUCACUAGUAUAAAUGAUGGUGGCAGUCCUUUCAGUUUUUCUUGGAACCUACAGAUCCUGGUGCCAUAGAUUGUGUACACACAUUUUGCAGUAGUGAGGAAACCAUUGAAUUUUACUUGGAAUUAACCAACAGAUCAACUCUUCUACCAUUUCUCAGGGUCUCGUGGUUUUAUGGUAGAAUAUCUCUUUCAACUGCCAACAACUGAAGAAGAUGAGUUUGAUGAUGUAAUAAUGGACAUGCAAUCAACAAAUGGAGUGAAGAGAAACUGGCAAUCAGAUCCCUGUGCACCAAGUUAUUGUGUGUAGAACGGUCUCAAUAGCAUCAAUGUGGUUAUGAUAGAAUUAUGACUUUGAGGAGAUGAGGAAUGCGAUGAAGACAGAAUUAUUGGAGCUGGAAUCCAGUAUUUUUCAGUGUUCAUCAAUGGUGAUGCAACAAGAUUAUAUGCUUCACUUUCUAAAAUGCGAGGAGUGGUUGGAGACGGAGAAUGUGAACAAGAAAAAAAAAAAAAAAAAAAACCAAAAGAAAAGGUCGUGAUUAUGAAGCACAAAUUAAACUGUGUUGAUUGCAUUUCAUUUAUUUUGCUUUGAUUCAUUUCUAAAGAAUAAAAUGAACCCUUGUUUCUUCAGUGCCUCUGUUCUUUGUCUUGGAAAAGCUAUGGCGGAAAUUUACUGAGGCUCAUAAAAGUGUCUUCAAGCAGAUGUGUUUUAUUAUCCAAACCUGUACCUGUUUCAUUCUCAUUUUUUCUCAAAUUUCUUCUUGUACUACUUGUUUUCCCUUUCCUUGUGCUGUUAUUUGAUUGUUUGAAGAUGAUUUUGUAACACUACAUUGACAUGGUGGAGCUAUCUUUUAUUCCCGUGGUUUUUGCCCUUCUAUUCGAGGAGUUUUUAAGCAUAGAAGUUACUUCAUUUCAGAUUAGAGAUUCUAGUGUUUUUGCAGUUGCUAUUCUGCUGAUUAUUUAUGAUCGAAUCUGAAGACCUGACAACUUCUGGCUCUCCAACAUUUUAGGAACCUGCUUUCCUAUUGACGGCUGUAAUAACAUUUGCUACAAGUC
Rubroshorea leprosula is the source of this 4859-nucleotide messenger RNA. The record is from the annotation of a GenBank genome assembly. Lineage: Eukaryota; Viridiplantae; Streptophyta; Magnoliopsida; Malvales; Dipterocarpaceae.